Molecule: messenger RNA, 1974 nt
Organism: Ceratina calcarata
Lineage: Eukaryota; Metazoa; Arthropoda; Insecta; Hymenoptera; Apidae
Gene: ATPsynbeta
Product: ATP synthase, beta subunit
Exons: 6
Coding region: 71-1618 (515 amino acids)
Biological process (GO): proton transmembrane transport; proton motive force-driven mitochondrial ATP synthesis
Cellular component (GO): proton-transporting ATP synthase complex
Molecular function (GO): ATP binding; ATP hydrolysis activity; proton-transporting ATP synthase activity, rotational mechanism
Source: RefSeq, a predicted model, not a curated record
CCAUACGAAUAGGAAACCGUUCGUGAUUCCGGCAUUCCGGUCACUCUCCUUCAGUUGGCCGGUCAUCAAGAUGUUGAGUGCCGUGUCGAGAGCAGCCGCUGGGGCCCUUAGGGCCGUCAAACCCAGCCUCCUCCAGAAUGAAGUAGCAAAAAUCUCGGGCGCCUUGUCGGGAAACAGCAGGGAUUACGCGAAGGCUGCAAGCUCGAAGGGUGGUGCGAAGGGAAAAGUGGUCGCUGUCAUCGGUGCCGUCGUCGACGUACAAUUCGAAGAUGAACUUCCACCAAUUCUUAACGCCCUGGAAGUUCAGGAUCGUUCACCCAGGCUGGUUCUGGAGGUGGCUCAGCACUUGGGAGAGAACAUCGUUCGCACCAUCGCUAUGGAUGGUACGGAAGGUCUCGUCCGUGGUCAAAACGUUUUGGACUCUGGAUAUCCCAUUCGUAUUCCCGUUGGUGCUGAGACGUUGGGUCGUAUCAUCAACGUGAUCGGGGAACCGAUCGAUGAGCGUGGACCCAUUCCCACGGACAAACUCGCUGCCAUUCACGCGGAUGCUCCCGAAUUCGUAGAGAUGUCUGUCGAGCAAGAGAUUCUGGUAACCGGAAUCAAGGUCGUCGAUCUCCUCGCGCCGUACGCCAAGGGAGGAAAGAUCGGUCUAUUCGGCGGUGCCGGCGUCGGUAAAACCGUAUUGAUCAUGGAACUGAUCAACAACGUGGCCAAGGCCCAUGGUGGUUACUCCGUGUUCGCCGGUGUAGGGGAGCGAACUCGUGAGGGUAACGACUUGUACCACGAGAUGAUAGAAUCCGGUGUCAUUUCAUUGAAAGAUAAGUCGUCCAAGGUAGCUCUGGUGUAUGGACAGAUGAACGAGCCGCCAGGCGCUCGUGCUCGUGUCGCGUUGACCGGGUUAACGGUCGCCGAAUACUUCCGUGACCAAGAGGGUCAGGAUGUGUUGCUGUUCAUCGACAACAUCUUUAGGUUUACCCAAGCCGGUUCGGAAGUAUCGGCCUUGCUGGGUCGUAUUCCAUCCGCCGUAGGGUAUCAGCCCACACUGGCUACCGACAUGGGUAGCAUGCAGGAGCGUAUCACCACGACCAAGAAAGGAUCAAUCACUUCCGUGCAGGCCAUUUAUGUACCUGCCGACGACUUGACCGAUCCCGCUCCCGCUACCACCUUCGCUCACUUGGACGCAACAACCGUGUUGUCCCGAGCCAUCGCCGAAUUGGGUAUUUAUCCUGCCGUCGAUCCCCUCGAUUCCACCUCCCGUAUCAUGGAUCCCAACAUCAUCGGUCCCGAGCAUUACAACGUUGCUCGUGGCGUGCAGAAGAUCUUGCAAGAUUACAAAUCGCUCCAAGACAUCAUCGCUAUCUUGGGUAUGGACGAGUUGUCGGAAGAGGACAAACUCACCGUAGCGCGCGCACGUAAGAUCCAAAGGUUCUUGUCUCAACCAUUCCAGGUUGCCGAGGUGUUCACCGGUCAUGCCGGCAAAUUGGUACCGCUAGAAGAAACGAUCAAGGGAUUCAAGAAGAUUCUCGGCGGAGAUUACGAUCAUCUGCCGGAAGUCGCGUUCUACAUGGUCGGACCGAUCGAAGAAGUAAUAGCGAAAGCAGAGUCGUUGGCCAAAUAAUAAACUGAUUCAGUCAUCGUAACCGUGUCAUUAAAAAAGUAAUUAAAACGAUCUUCUAAUAAUACAGGCCUGUUUCUUUUGUAUCUCUACGAGUGUAUAGACUUUCGUCGGAACGGAUCGGAAGGUGCUAUUUCGAACGAAUUAGAAGAUUGUUUUUUUCUUUUGUUUCGUUAUACGAAAAUUCGCAAACACACAUCGAGAACAUCGUGCACACGAUUGAUCGCCGAUGCCAUUGAAAUUCUGUUCAAGAUGUUCCCGUUGCCCUUAGAUCGAAUCGAUACUGUUAACUCAUUCGAACGUAUACCUGAACGUUAUAGUGUAUGAUAGGAAAUAAUAAAAAUUUUACAAAAACCGUA